Folsomia candida is the source of this 1209-nucleotide messenger RNA. RefSeq lists its product as uncharacterized. Lineage: Eukaryota; Metazoa; Arthropoda; Collembola; Entomobryomorpha; Isotomidae. The transcript is spliced from 5 exons. Bases 667 to 1209 code for a protein of 180 amino acids. The record is from RefSeq and is a predicted model, not a curated record. Gene Ontology annotation, molecular function: monocarboxylic acid transmembrane transporter activity. Gene Ontology annotation, biological process: monocarboxylic acid transport.
AGCAGCUUUGUCUCAAGAACAACAACAGCGCGUCCCACUACGUCAAAAAUGGAGGAGGAGGAGGAAAAGGGAUUCGCUACUAUUCGAAUAAUUAUGCCGGAGGUUUCACCUCUGGAGGUGGUCCUAUCCUCGUUCCGGCCCCUGUCCCACCUCGUGCAGAGAACAAUGAUCUCAGUAAUGAAGACAAAAGUGAGAGUGGUGGGCAAGACAGCGUCGACGACGAAGGGGGCCAAGCUAUCAUAAAAGACGACAAGAUGAUGAUGAUGAUGGAGGAAAACGAAAGCGACUCGCCCCUCCUCGUCGUCGCCGUCGCGAACAAUAACAAUAAUUCCAAUAACUACGGGAGGUCAAGAAGUCAGCCAAUAACUUGUGUGACUUUCACCACCACAACAAUCUCAAUUCUCAUCUCCAACAAAUGAAUACAAAACCAUUCAGCAAUAAUCAGAGUAGUAAUAAGACUAAUGGCAAAGGAGAAGUGACGUCGUCGCCGUCGCCAUCACCAAACAAUGAGAAGAAUGGCGUAAACAGCAGUUGUAACGGAGGAGCAGGAAACAUGAGCACAUUGGAGAAGCAGGGGAUGAGAAACAAUCUUGUGCAGCAUACGAGGAAUUGGAGGAAUCAUCGCAAUUCGUUAACGUAUCAGUGUUGAAUUUGAAGAGAAGCCGAAUGCGCCCCUUCCGACCUGCGACCUCAUGUCCGGAUAUCAUUUCGGUAGCCACAGCGGAUGAUAAUACGCCCGAGUGGAAAGCCGCCCUGCAGGAUAUUUACGUCUGGAUGCAAGAAAUCUUUGCCCUGGAUCACUUGAAAAAUACUAGAUUCGUUUUGUUCAUCAUGUCGAAUUUUCUCUUGUACAUGUGGUAUGAGAUCCCAUUGACCUUUCUUGCCGACACUGCCACGGGCUUGGGCUACUCGGAAGGAGAAGGAGCCAUGUUGGGAAGUACGAUCGGACUUUUAACCGUUUUCGGAAAUAUAAUUUUGGGGUAUUUGGGGGACAAGAAGUGGGCAAAUUCCGUGACGAUUUAUGGCUUGUGUAUUUCCAUUUGUGGCAUCGUGACUGGCCUGAUGCCCUGCCUCUUUGGAAAGUUGUUCAGCAUGGGGCUCACCUACUACUUCCUCGUCUUGCUCUGCGGAGUCUUUGGCUUGAUGAUUGCGGCAAAUUACUCACUCACACCCGUCAUCGUUCUUCAAGUAACGAGAGAAAAAUCAUAG